UAAGCACAUGACACAACACGGAAGUUGAUGCCUGUGAAUCUGUGACAGUGAGGACCUUCUUGCAGUUCCCGUUAUAACAGCAGUUUAAUGUGUGCAGUGAAUUUAGCCAUGAUGUCACGGCAUGUUAGACUGACACCCUGUCGAUCCGGGUGAGGACUCCGGUCUGAAAGCGUUAACGAGGAGAUAAUUUGCUCAUCGCGGAGGUUUCGGUCUUGGACUCUUGAUGAUGGCGGUGAACUGGGCCGAGAGGAUCGCCGCUUUCUCCCUCAGCCCGUCCGACUUCCUCUCCCGCACGACGCCGGAGGGUUUCCUCGCCGAGCUGCUGCGGGAGCUGCGGGACGACCGAGCCAGUUAUAAUGUCAAGGUCGCCCUGCUCUCCCCGCUAUGCGAGUAUCCGACUCUGCUGUGCCCCUCCGUCUCUGUGGGGGAGGAGACGGCCCUGGAGCUCAUGUCCGUGUUCGCCCAGUGUCCUCCUAAAGCCCUGCAGUUUCGGUGUCACCUCCUCCUGGCCCUCACCUCCGUGCUCCUGUGCUCCUCUUGCGUGAACACACACUCCCGUGCAUCUCAAGAUUUCCUGGAGCUCCUCCUUCAGAUCGCCCAGGACACCAGUGACCCCCACGGCGACGGGGCCCUGCGCUCCUUGCGGGUCACGGCUUGCGACUGCUUGCGGGAGCUGGAGGCCUGCUGCCCCGGCCUCCUGUCCCAGCGCCUGGAGCUCCUGAGUGGGCUCAGGCAUCAGGAGACCUCCAGGCUUCACCAGGCCUUUGUGGGACUACACAGUCUGGGAUUAAGAAACGCCGUGUAUCUGCUCGCCCAGCAGACAGGAGCAGGUGCAGAGGAGCUUAAAGCCAUCCUUGGCGGUGCUGCUGCCGUGGCGUGGGAAGCAGACCCGGACUCAGGCCUCGUGAGUAACAAAGGCACGCCGCUGCCGUCUCCUCUCAUCUCGAGCCCCAUGGGAACCGUGCCGAUGCUUCAAACUGGACCGGACUGCAAGGAGUUGCGCUCACUCCUUUCCUCCCUCCUGGAGGAGUCCUACCUGCUCACCCCUCUCUGCCAAGCUGCACUGCUGCAUAGACUGAUAGAGCUGGUGGCGAUGGUGCCUGGUGUCUCUCCAGCCAUUUUCAAAGCUCAGCUGCUGCGACUCUUGGGCACAAGCGAGGUUUGCCUCCUGCACACGACUCUGCUGAUGAAGGCCGCGUUCACAGACAGCCUGUUCAGCUCCGAGGACGAGGUGUUCAUCCUCAAACGCCUGGUGGCGCUCUCCCAGCACCCGCUCCUGAGCACGCCCGAGAAGCUCUUCUACAUGGACUGUAUCCUGCACUUCCCUGAAAACCGGCCCAUCAGCAGCGGCGAUGGCGACGAGUCCCUCCCCGUGCUGCUGACCCCCCGGCUGGCGGCGGCCCUGGUGCCCACCGUGUUCAAUGACAGCGCUACCAUGCUGGCUCGCCUCAACCUGCUGUCGCUGGUUUACCUGGAGGAGGGAGAGGAGGGCGACGGAGAGGGAGGCAGGGGGACGGCAUACCUCUACGACCACAUCAUCUCCCUGAUCCGCAUCGUGGACAACCGCGGCAGCCGGGAGAUGAUCGUCACCUUCUUCAGAGCCGCCUUCCUCUUCCUCUUCCACUUCUGCCACGUGGAGCACUACUCUCACGGCAUGACCGAGAAGUUAUGCGACCUCUACCUUCGCCACACCCGGCUUGCCCCGCACCUGAUCAACCUGUGCGACCGGACCCAGGACAGGCUGGGGGAGCUGGGCUGGGCAGUGGGGCUCCUUGGGGCGCUGCAGAGAGCCAUCGCAGGGGCCCCGCUGGCCCAGCUCACCUUGCAGGACCUCCGCUGGCAUCUCAAGAUCCUGGCCCGAGCGGCGGAGGAGGGGGAAAUCUCCCAGCAGAAGACCCUCGACUUCCUGUUCAGCGUCAUCACGUCGUCCUCGUCCUCGCUGUGUGUGAGCGGCGACUGGCGCCUGGGGAACGGCGUGCUGGGGGUCUGCCGGCGGCUGCUUGUGCACCCCAGCCUGGACUCGCUCCUCAUCCCCCUGGCGGACAUCCUGCAGCACCUCUCCUGCCGCUACGGAGACACCGACAUUCAAGACCAUGCCCGCCUCUACUACAGCCUGCUCACCACGCUGUCGCGGGAGAAGCUGUGUGGGGUGCUGGCGCAGGGCGCGACGGAGGGCGGGCGGCAGGUCAAGAAGCGAUCACUGUCCUCCAUCAUGGCCGAGAGCGAGGAGCUGACCAGUGUGCUGUCCAUCCACCAGACAGACAGACCAGUGUUCAAACUGGUGGAGCUAGACCUCUAUAAACCCCAACAGGGAACAGAAAUGGGUCGAGAAAAGGAACUUUGCAUCGACGAAAAUUCAAAGCCGAUGGAGAACUGCCCCGGUGAGCAGAGUGCGGUGUUGGAGGCCUAUAAAGCUCAGUUUCAGCACCCCGGUUUCGCCUCAGAAAUAACCUUAGAGUACCAGCUGACCCACGCUGAGCCUCACGACUCCCAGUUCGAUCAGCUCUUCAGCAUCCGGCUGCACUUUGACCUCACUGACGACCACUACGAGGAGCUGAGCGACAUCAGCGUCCCGUGUCUGUUCAGAGAGCGGGCAGCGCCGGUGGUGAGGCUGAGCCUGAAGCCCAAGCAGCCUUACCCAACCACCCUGCACGCCAGCGCCAUCUUCACCAGCCAGGACGGGCUCUCCUGGCACACCGUCCUGCCAGACAUCCAUGUGGCUUUUCAGCAGGCCUUCAUACCCCUGUCCGCUCCCCCAGAAUGGGGAGCAGAAGGCAAACUGAUGGUGUUUGAGGGCUUGUGGGGCGAAAUCUGCUCUGGGGAAUGUGAGGCGGAGGAUCUGACAGACUGUGCCACCAGCCUGUUCUGUGGCCAGCUCAGCGAGGAGGCUCUGGUUGCCUUGGUGGAAGAACAUUUCCUCCCGUACCGAAUAUCAGAUCAGUCCGAUAAGGAGGAGUAUAAAGUGCUGUUCUUCCUCCCGCCGCACUCUCACAUCCUGCUGAAGAUCCGGUCAGAGGAGGAUGCCGUGCAGUUCAACGUCGCCACAGACAACUGGCAGCUUUUGCCGUACAUUAACUCUUAUCUUCUGACAAUCACCAAAUCUUCACUGCAAGAAUCUGUCGACAGCUGACAGUGAAUCUGACUGAUCCUAGGGGCUUGUUUUUAAUGAGAUUGUAGACUUUUAACAAAAUCAUAGUAUUUUCUGAUUGUGCCUUAAAAAUGUAAUUUAUCCUUUAAAAAAAAAUCACUGAAGACAAACAUAAAGAUGAUUGGAAAGAAAUUAUUAUUGCACUUUGAUUCCCCUGACUGGAAAAUAAACAAAUGGGAAAAAUAAAAUCUUUUGUACUUUGAAAAUAAAGACACAACAUUUGACUCAACGUUGGGUUGUUGCCUAUAAAUAACUGACAAUGCAUGAUUUGCUUUAUUGGUUGUACAGGACCUUGCUCAUCACCAGAUGGCUAUACAGCAAUUGCAUUACCCUCCAUUAAAAAAAAAAAAAAAAAAAAAAAAAAAAAA
Messenger RNA from Myripristis murdjan (pinecone soldierfish), 3516 nucleotides. RefSeq names its product adaptor related protein complex 5 subunit beta 1 (gene ap5b1). The coding region runs from base 224 to 3130 and encodes 968 amino acids. Gene Ontology annotation, biological process: endosomal transport. The record is from RefSeq and is a predicted model, not a curated record. NCBI's taxonomy places the organism in Eukaryota, Metazoa, Chordata, Actinopteri, Holocentriformes, Holocentridae. Gene Ontology annotation, cellular component: lysosomal membrane; AP-type membrane coat adaptor complex. The transcript is spliced from 3 exons.